AUGUCUCACAUUAUUAGCCUGAGCUUCUGUCGAGCAGAUGCCCAGCUCGAGGAAGCAGUCCAAGUAUGCACUCGCUCUUUCCACGACAUAAUCCUCACUCGAAUCACUUGUGGAACCGACACCGAGCUUGCAUCCCUCCAAUGGCGCGGUCUCCUCCGCGCAGGCCUCUACAGUGGUGAAGUCUAUGUUGCGAGCGAUAGCUCGGUCGAGGCUGGAGAGGACAGGAUAAUGAGCGAAGACAAGGCGCUUGGAUGGAACGAGUUCUGGGAGAAGCUGACCCCAGAAACGCGGGAAUGGUAUGCGAACGUUUACGGCGCUAAGGCUAAAGAGUCCAUGAUGACGGCCAUGCCUGUCCAGACGCAAAUAGAUUGUCACUGGGCCCGCGUCCUCGCCACCGAUCCUGCGUAUCAACGCCGAGGCCUCUGUACCGCCAUCAUCGAGCAAGUAGCAGCGAAGGCGAAAGCGAAGGGGGAGAUCUUGGGGUUGGCGACUGUAAAUGAAGAGAAUGUAAAUCCUCCUGAUAUUCUUCGUUGA
Molecule: messenger RNA, 534 nt
Organism: Stereum hirsutum FP-91666 SS1
Lineage: Eukaryota; Fungi; Basidiomycota; Agaricomycetes; Russulales; Stereaceae
Exons: 6
Coding region: 1-534 (177 amino acids)
Molecular function (GO): acyltransferase activity, transferring groups other than amino-acyl groups
Source: RefSeq, a predicted model, not a curated record